Messenger RNA from Eucalyptus grandis, 1602 nucleotides. RefSeq names its product L-type lectin-domain containing receptor kinase IX.1-like. Gene Ontology annotation, biological process: protein phosphorylation. The coding region runs from base 1 to 1602 and encodes 533 amino acids. Gene Ontology annotation, cellular component: plasma membrane. Lineage: Eukaryota; Viridiplantae; Streptophyta; Magnoliopsida; Myrtales; Myrtaceae. The record is from RefSeq and is a predicted model, not a curated record. The transcript has 4 exons. Gene Ontology annotation, molecular function: protein kinase activity; ATP binding.
AUGGUUCUAUUUGGCGCUACUCGAGCAGUUUUGAGCACGUUCAAUGAAACAGAUAGCGAAGGCAAGAAGUACGAUGUGGUAACUCUCCUAACCAAGAGCUUCAACAACCCACUCACGGUCGACAGUACUAAAGGCAACCUCAUCCGUUUGAACGUUGAUUAUCUCCAAUGCUACAGAGGAGAUAUACAGGAAGAGUUCGUCGGAGUGGUGUACCACGAAAUGACACACGUCUGGCAAUGGACCGGCAAUGGUAUGGCCUCUAGAGGGCUUAUCAAUGGCAUUGCCGAUUAUGUGAGAUUGAAAAGCGGGCAUGCAUUUAAAGGCUGGCCGAGGAAGGGCUCAGGAUCAAGAUGGGACGACGAUUCUAGUAAUAAUUCGACCACACUCCACUAUCAUCUGGCCAACCUGACGGACAACUUGCCAGAAUGGUUCCACUCUUCAAGUCCCCGACACACCAACGGGUGGUACGAUUCAAAGAAAAAAGAACAGGUCAUGGGAUUUGGCUGGUACCGUUAUUGGCCAAGGAGAAACAGAAAUGGUCCAAAUGGAGAAGAUGAUUUUCAAUCAAUUGAUGAAGGAUUUGAACAGUCCAGGGGACCCAAGAAAUACUCCUUCGGCAUGUUGACCAUGGCGACAAACAAUUUUGCAGGUGCCCGGUUGCUUGGGGAAGGGGGCUUUGGCAGAGUGUACGAAGGCCAGCUUGCCGAUGUGAAUGCUUCUGUUGCUAUAAAGAGGAUCACUCCAGAGUCCAAACAAGGCCCAAAGGAGUAUGCGACAGAAGUAAGGACCAUUAGACACCUUAAGCACAAAAAUUUAGUGGAACUCAUCGGCUGGUGCCAUGAGAGAAAUGAGUUCCUCCUUGUAUAUGAACUCAUGUCUAAUGGCAGCUUAGAUUCUCAUUUGUUCAAAGAAAAAACGCCAUUGACAUGGGAAAAGAGAUACAGCAUUGCUAAAGGGAUCGCAUUAGGGCUGAAGUACUUGCAUGAGGAUUUGAAACAAUGCGUCGUGCACAGGGAUAUAAAGUCUAGCAAUGUCCUGCUCGAUUCGGAAUUCAAUGCGAAGUUGGGAGACUUUGGCCUGGCUCGGAUAGUUGACCAUGUGAAGGCGCCACAAACGACUCUAUUGGCUGGGACCAUGGGAUAUUUGGCUCCUGAAUGUAUCUACACGGGCAAGGCAAGCAAGGAAUCCGAUGUCUACAGCUUUGGAGUUGUCCUCUUAGAGAUAGCAUGUGGAAGAAAAGUUAUCGAAUCGAGAGCACCAGAAGACCAGGUCCAACUUGUCAGGUGGGUUUGGGAGCUCAAUGGAGUUGGUAAGUUAAAGGAUGCAGUGGAUCCGAAGUUAGGCAAGGAUUUUGAUGUGAGUCAAAUGGAGCGCUUGAUGAUCACAGGCCUCUGCUGCGCUCAUCCAGACCCAAAGGUACGGCCUCCCAUAGGCAGAGUACUAACUUUUCUGAACUUUGACGCUUCGCCUCCUGUUCUCCCAUCGAAAUUGCCAGUCCCAACAUAUCUUGCACCUCCAUCUCUACCAAUCGAGUUGCUGAACACUAUGUCCUCCCAGAAAUCUUGCAGUUCGUCUUCUGCCUUUCUUUCGAAUGAGGAAUGA